Messenger RNA from Trichoplax adhaerens, 1368 nucleotides. RefSeq lists its product as uncharacterized. The record is from RefSeq and is a predicted model, not a curated record. The transcript is spliced from 13 exons. Gene Ontology annotation, cellular component: Golgi apparatus. The coding region runs from base 1 to 1368 and encodes 455 amino acids. Lineage: Eukaryota; Metazoa; Placozoa; Uniplacotomia; Trichoplacea; Trichoplacidae.
AUGCAAGAUAACAUCCGUUGGAAUCCCAAUUUUGACGAAAAAGCUUACAUUGGUGCAACUGCUUUAAAACAAGGCGAAGAUGCUUAUAUUCGGAAUGCUUUCAAUCAAGCGGAAUGCGAUAAAUUGCCUACUGAUCGAGGUGUACCGGACACGCGUGAUUAUAGCUGCAGAUCAUUAGAAUACAAGCACAAGUUGCCCACAACCUCUGUUAUCAUUACAUUUCAUAAUGAAGCUCGAUCCGCUUUACUUAGAACAAUUCGCAGUGUUCUAAACCGUAGUCCAUCCGAGCUAUUAAAAGAAAUUAUUCUUGUCGACGACUUUAGUGACAAUGCAAACGAUGGCAGGCUCUUAAAAAUCUUACCGAAAGUGAAGACUUUGCGAAAUAAUAAACGAGAAGGGUUAAUUCGAUCUAGGGUGAGAGGUGCUGAUCUAGCAAAAGGCGAUGUGUUAACAUUUUUAGACAGCCACUGCGAAGUAAAUGAACGUUGGUUGGAACCUCUAUUAAGUCGAGUUGCACAGAAUGAAACUAUAGUUGUUAGCCCUAUAAUCGAUGUUAUCCACAUGGAUACGUUUAAUUACAUAGGUAGCUCCGCAGAUUUAAAAGGAGGAUUUGGAUGGAAUCUUAAUUUUAAGUGGGACAGCAUGACAUCUGAAGAGCAAUCACAGCGGGCCGCUCACCCGACACGACCUAUAAAAACACCAAUGAUUGCAGGAGGCCUCUUUUCUAUCAGUAAGAAUUGGUUCAUAAAAAGUGGAAAGUAUGAUAUGGGAAUGGACGUUUGGGGAGGAGAAAAUCUUGAAAUAUCUUUACGUAUUUGGAUGUGUGGGGGAAGCCUUGAGAUUGUCCCAUGUUCCCGAGUUGGUCAUGUAUUUCGCAAACGGCAUCCGUAUACCUUCCCUGGGGGUGGUGGCUUCGUAUUUGCAAAGAAUACCAGAAGAGCAGCGGAAGCAUGGAUGGAUGGAUAUGCAAAAUUUUAUUACAAAAGAGAACCUGGAGCCAGGGGCGUUCCUUAUGGAGAUAUUAGCGAUCGCCUGAAAUUAAGAGAGAAAUUGAAGUGUAGAUCAUUUAAAUGGUAUAUGCGCAAUGUCUACCCAGAACUGAAUGUUCCUGAAGGCGUAAAUGAUAAAUUUGGCGAAUUGCGCCAAGGGGGCAAAUGCCUCGACUCUAUUGGUGGUAAGCCGGGCGAUAGAGUUUCAACUUUCCCUUGCCAUGGCGGCGGCGGAAAUCAGGCAUGGGACAUGACAAAAGAUAAGAUUAGAAACAACUUUAUACAACGAUGCUUAACCAUCUCGUCAAGCGGAGAAAUUGUCGCUGAUCCCUGCGAAGACGAUAAUGAAAAGCAAAUAUGGCAAUUGAAGGAAUCAUAA